Eutrema salsugineum is the source of this 1316-nucleotide messenger RNA. RefSeq names its product dof zinc finger protein DOF4.1. The record is from RefSeq and is a predicted model, not a curated record. Lineage: Eukaryota; Viridiplantae; Streptophyta; Magnoliopsida; Brassicales; Brassicaceae. The transcript has 2 exons. Gene Ontology annotation, biological process: regulation of DNA-templated transcription. Gene Ontology annotation, molecular function: DNA-binding transcription factor activity; DNA binding. Bases 144 to 1025 code for a protein of 293 amino acids.
AGUCAAAACAAACACACCACUAAAAUGCCCAUAAAAGUGAAACCCAACACUUCCAAACUUUAGCCUUAAAACAUUCUCUCUCUCUCUGUAAGUCAUCUCUUUGAUCAUCAGGGAUUGUAUAAAGUCUUAUUGAAGCACACAUCAUGGACCAUCAUAACUAUCAUCAUCAGGCUCAUGAUCAAUACCAACAUAUUACUAACAAUAAUCCCUAUAACACCAUCAUCACAACACCACAACCAAGAACAACAACAAUGGAUUCAGCGACAACGAUAAUGGACGAGGAGAAGAAGAUGAUGACGACGAUGCCCACUAGGCCACAAGAACCAAGAAACUGCCCUAGAUGCAACUCAAGCAACACCAAGUUCUGUUAUUACAACAACUACAGCUUAGCACAGCCUAGGUACUUGUGUAAGUCUUGUCGGAGAUAUUGGACAGAAGGUGGCUCUCUCCGUAACGUCCCCGUAGGCGGAGGUUGUAGAAAGAACAAGAAGCUUCCAUUUCUACUUUCUAAUUCCUCAUCUUCUUCUCCGACGACAUCGACCAAGAAUAUCCCAGAUCUCAACCCUUCUUCUGUCUUCACAUCAUCAUCAUCAUCAUCAAAACCUAGCAAGAGCCAUCCAAGCAAUAAUGGCCUUAGCCUCUCCUUCUCCGCUCCUACUAUGCAAGACGAGAGAGCUCAAGGGCCUUAUGGUCAUUUCACCGACCAAGCUAUGACCGGAGGGCAAAACUGUCUUUUCACCGCACCGAUGGGAAUGAUUCAGUUUCGUCAAGAGUAUAAUCAUGACCACAGCAAAAUAAAUCUUGGGUUUUCAUUAGAUAGGAACAAAGAGGAAAUUGUUAAUCAUGAUAACUUCGUUGUUAAUGAAGGAGGAAGUAAGUUGAUGUUUCCUUAUGGAGAUCAUGAUGAACAUCAUCGUCACCAUGAGAGACACGAUGAUGGAAAUAAGAAGAGAGAAAGUGGUUCAAGCAAUGAGCUAUGGAGUGGAAUCAUCCUAGGUGGUGAUAGUGGUGGACCAACAUGGUGAUAUGAAUAAUGUCAAAUGAAAGGACGAGACAAUAAAGACAAAACCAAAAAAAAAAAUGUGAUUAUAUUUGGAAUUUUCAGACCCGGAAGAGUCGCCUUGGGAGGAGCAUGAUGAUUCUUCGUUCCACUUUUUAAAUUCUUCUGUUUCACUUUCUUUGUCUUUUGUCUGAUGGAGCCACUUCUUUGGCUUUUAGUUUGCUUCUUUAGGACCUUUUAACACAUAUAUGUGUCUAAUCCAUAUCAUUACAUAUAAAUAUAUAGUGUUAAUCAUAUCAUAAUUUUAUUUGAUCAA